Messenger RNA from Fundulus heteroclitus (mummichog), 4274 nucleotides. RefSeq names its product CST complex subunit CTC1. NCBI's taxonomy places the organism in Eukaryota, Metazoa, Chordata, Actinopteri, Cyprinodontiformes, Fundulidae. Gene Ontology annotation, cellular component: CST complex. The transcript is spliced from 26 exons. The record is from RefSeq and is a predicted model, not a curated record. Gene Ontology annotation, biological process: telomere maintenance via telomere lengthening; positive regulation of DNA replication. The coding region runs from base 207 to 4178 and encodes 1323 amino acids. Gene Ontology annotation, molecular function: telomeric repeat DNA binding; single-stranded DNA binding.
CCACCAGCCGCCAUUACAGCCAGAAGAAGAGGAAGUUUUAGCGGCUUGUUCAGGUCCAACACCAGAGUUCUGCAGAAACCCAGAUACUGUGACCCGGUUCGGUUCGCAGGGAGAGAGACCGGGACCGGUUCUGCACAGACCCAGAUCCUCCAGGCCGGUUCGGACCCAGAUCCUCCAGGCCGGUUCGGCGGGUCCUGGAGGCGGAGAUGGACUCCCUGCAGGAGUUCCUGGACCGGUUCGGACCCAGCAGCGAGGCGGAGUCCAUAUGGCUGAAGAACUUCUUCACCUUUGUCCAGGAACACCUGAGUGCUGCUGCCUGUGGCUCCGCCCCCUCUGCUGCUCACCAAUCACCAGCAGGUGCAUCAUGUGACCACAGGGUGGAGCAGCUGAGCGUGAGCGCGGUGGAGAAGAUCCAGGAGAAGAGCUGCCUCACCUGUGGCCUACCUGUCAGCUACAGACCUCUGAGCGUCUCUGAGCUGCUCUCCCAGCAGCACCUGGCCUGUGUCAGCAACCUGUCCUGGAGCACCAAUCAGCAUCGAGCCUGGCUCAGGGAGGCGGAGCUUAGUCUGCCGGGUCAAAGGGCGCUGCCCAGGGUCAACCUGCUGCUGAUUGGCUGGCUUAGAGAGGGGCGGGGCGGAGAGUGGAGGUUGAUGGAUGACAGCGGCAACGUCAGAUGUGAGAUGGUCUGUCCGUCUCCCCUGUGGAUGAACAGACCAGUCUUCCUGCCUCACUGGAACUACAUCCCCCAUGAUGCCUUGGGGCAGGACCAGGACAGAGGAUACUUGGAGGUGAUUGGUUCUCCGGUCCUGCUGUGUCCUAGAGCUGAGCAGGGAUUGGCUGCAAGUGUAGGAGGGGCGGGGCUUGAUGGAGCGGUGAGCGUCCGAGAGGCUGCAGGUGUGCUGAGGAACAGGGUCAGAGGUCAGCGGGUGUCGGUGUGGGGUCAGGUGGACUCAGUCUGCCCCCUGCUGGACGUGUCAGGAAGUUCCUUCUUCUUCUUCUCUCUGAGGGACGACGACCACACGGUUCCUGUUCUGGUGAAGGACAUCAGGCUGUGGUGGUCCAGGUGUGUGUGUGUGGGUCUCAGCGUGUGUGUUACGGCUCUCAGAGUGUGUUCACUCAGAGGAUGGAGAGGAAACAACGUGCUGACUGUUACCCACCGCUCUCAGUUACACACCGGAUACACACAGCAACACAAUAUACAGCUACACAACACACACACACACCCUGACAACACACAGCCUGACAACACACAGCAACACACAGAGCAACACUCUGACAGCACACAUGAAGCAGAGCCAGUCCCACUCACUCCUGCUGACCACGCCCACUCUGACCACCACCUGCUGAUGGACCAUGAGGGGGCGGAGCCUGAGGAGGCGGGGCCUGAGGGGGCGGAGCAUGAGGAGGAUCCUGUCCAACCAGCAGUGAGGAUCAAACAGUCCAGAGUCAUCAGUUACCAGGGCGUAGUGACGGAGGUGGUGAGUGAGGGGGCGGGGCUCUACCUGAUGGACAGGAAGGUGGGUCUGUGUCUGGCCUAUCAGCCGCCAGAGAGGAGGAGGCUGAGAGCAGGAGACCAGGUGGAGCUGCACCACGUCCACUUCCUGUACCGGCCGUGUCCAGACCUGCCUCCCAGCAUGCUUUGCUGCUGUCUUCGCUCCUCCCUCAGGGUGACGGCGUUCAGCAGGGUGGGCGGAGCCUCUGAAGACCCCAGGUGUCCUGCAGACGGCGUGUUGCCACGGUUACUGCUGCAGCACAUCAGAGGGAUGGACCAGUACCUGUGGACCUGCCACCUGACCUCCCAGCUGGCCCACAGUCUGGUCCCUGUGGAGCUACACCACCAUCCUCCUCCUCCUCCUCCUCCUCUUCCUCAGUGUGUGUGCUUGCUGUCCUGGAAGCUGUCAGAGACUCUGUGGACAAGGAGACAACCUGGACCCAGAGACAUCUACUCAGAGAUGCUGGACCACCCUCACCGCUGUCCUCUGAACCAGUACCAGGUGGACCCCUCUGUCCCUCAGCUCCUCAGUGUCUCAGACCUUCUCCAGUCCCUCAGGUCCUCCUGCUGGUCCUCAGUCUCCCUGAGGUCUCUGCUGCCCCAGGACGGAUCCAGUCUCAGCAGGUCUGAGGUGAACUCGUCUCUGUCCUGGUCCUGCAGGACGCUGUCCUCUGAUCCUCAGACAGGAGACAGCCUCAGGCCCCGCCCCCUGCUCCUGGUGGGAGUCCUCCAGCUGCCCUCUGAGAGGUCAGAGUUCAGACAGACUCUGCAGCUCAGAGACGCUACAGCAGCCGUGGGCUGCGUCGUCACGGAAACCACGGAGGAUGGAGGUCAGAGGGCGUCCUUCAACACGGCCUGGAUCGGUUGUCUGGUGUGUGUGCGCCGGUUCUCCAUGGUAACAGAGAGGUUCCUCCAAUCAGAGUUCCCCUCCUACCAACACCUGGACCAGGACCGCUUCAUCACCCACAGAACCUGCAGGGUUUACCUGCAGUUCUGCCUGGACCACCUGGUCAUCCUGAGCCCCUCUGCUACCAUGGCUGCACACCUGAGGAGGCAGGGGGAGGAGUCAGGAGAAGAGGCUCAGAGAGGAGAGGAGGAGGAGGAGGAUGAUGAUGAUGAUGAUGGUGAUGAUGAUGGGAUGAAGAAAAGAAGACGGGAUGAAGAGGUCUCCUCCUCUGUUACCAUUGCUACACAUCUGAGGAGGCAGGGGGAGGAGUCAGGAGGAGAGGAGGAGGAGGAUGAUGAUGAUGGGAUGAAGAAAAGAAGAAGGGAUGAAGAUGUCUUCUCCUGUGUUACCAUGACAACGGUACCUGGGGGCGGGGCCUCCCAUGCCUGUGUCUCCAUGGUGAUUAAAGUGAGGAGUAAAGGAGGCGUGGCCUGGAGUAAUGCUGGGAUUAGGACCAAUGAUGGCAGGGAGGCGGGGCUAGAGCUGGGUUUCUCCGUCACAGCUCUUGUGAUUGGCCCAGUGUUCAGCUGGGGGCGGGACCCGAAGAACCAGCCAAUGACAGAGAAAGAGGCAGAGCCAGAGAGGGAAGUGGAGGUGCUGCUGCUGUUCUCAGGUGGUUCUGCUCGCUGGUUCCCCGUCCUCCAGCCUGGAUGUUUCUACAGAGUCACAGCAGCCAACGCUCAGGAUCCCAGCGUUCUGAUUGGUUGUAGAGUCCGUGGGCAGAGUGGGGUGGAGGUCCACUCUGACUCCACCAUUCAGGUUGGAUCUGAUUGGAGGUUUCACACUCUGACACGCCCCCUGCUGCUGCGCCACACCUGGACUCAGACUCCUCCCCCUUCAGUCCUGUCUGUGUCUCAGGUGUUGGACUGCAGCUCAGAGGUGGUGACCUUCCAGGGCCUGAUCUCUGAGAGACGCUCUUUGAUGGACGGGAAGGGUCAGAGUAAAGACAGAUAUUCAGGUGUUCGUCUGACUGUGUGUGACCAAAGUGGGCGGAGUCUAUGUGUCUACCUGGAUUUAAGUCACGCCCCCUACCCACCUGGUCUGUUGCCAGGUAACCAGGUGCUGCUGUCAGGCUUGCUCAGAAAACUGUCCAGGUCAGGAGGCGUGUACUGCUCCCUCUCACCUGUCAGCUGUGUCACGGUGACAGCACUGGGUGACUCCUGCAGGUUGUCCCCGCCCCCUCCAUCUCCCAGCAUGCACCUGGCUCAAUGGGCUGCCAGCAGGUGUGUUCAGGGUCAGGUCAGAGGUCACGUGGUGGGCUUCCUGUUCCUGCAGCUGCAGUGGAGCUGCUCCCUCUGUGGGAGUGUCUACAGACAGGUCUGCAGCUCUCAGUGUGGAUCCUCCUCAGCUGUGUUCCAGUCCUCAGCAAAGCUGGUGAUUGACGACGCCACGGCGGAGGCUCACGUCUGGUUGUCAGGGAAACCGGUUCAGACUGUGCUGGGAUUGGCUGAUUCUCAGUGGGAGGGGCUCCAGAGAGCACUGAGGGUCAGAGGUCACAUCAGGGUGUUCCCUCGGGGGCGGAGCCUGGGGACUGAAGGAGACUCUGAGGACGUCCUCCUCCACUUCCUGUUGUCCCUCUGCAGCAGUGAUGUCAUCAGUCAGCAGGUCUCCCUCACCUGCAGGAAGCUGGCCAAUCAGAGCUCAGAAGAGGUGAGACGCUUCAGCCGAGGAGACAGAGACUUCCUGACCAGAAUGCCCCGCCCACUGCAGCUCACCUGUGUUUACCUGGAGACCCCCUGAAGACUCAUGAUAACAGCUGUUAAACCUCCUGUUCGCUGUCUUUGAAACAUAAUAAAUGUUAUCAUUGAAUAAAUGUUAAUGACCCAGAUUUCAGUA